GCGGGCGCGCGGGAGGGCGGGCCGCGGGGCGGGCGCGGGCGGCGGCGGAGGGAUCCGCGGCGGCGCGGGUGGGGCGGCGCGGGGCGGGGCGUGGGCGUGGCCGGCGUGGGCGUGGCCUGCGCGGGGCGGGGGGCGGAACAUGUCUCCCGCCGCAGGAAGAUGAGGCAGCGGCGGCGGCCGCGGGCGUAGCGGGCGGACCGAGCCCAGCGUCGCGGGCGGCGGGCACCGCGGGCUCCGCGCACGCCGCCUCCGCCAGCCCCGGCCGCGCAGGCCCCGCGGGCGGCCACGCGGGAGGGCCGCGCCACGCGCCGCCGCCGCCCACGCGCGACCCUCGGGCCCGCGCGCCGCCCUUUGUCCGGGGGGGCCGUUCAUGCCGCCGCCCGCGCGCCGCGGGCCGGGCCGCGCCGAGCAGGGCCGUCUCUAGGCCUGAGGUGCCCACCCUGGCCCCUGUGCCCACCGUUGCCGCCGGAGAAUGAACCAGCCGCAGAGGAUGGCGCCCGUGGGCACGGACAAGGAGCUGAGUGAUCUCCUGGACUUCAGCAUGAUGUUCCCUCUGCCGGUGGCCAACGGGAAGGGCCGGCCUGCCUCCCUGGCCGGCGCCCAGUUCGGAAGCUCAGGUCUCGAGGACCGGCCCAGCUCGGGCUCCUGGGGCGCCGGCGACCAGAGCGCUUCCUCCUUCGACCCCAGCCGGACCUACGGUGAAGGCGCCCACUUCAGCGAGUCCCACGGCGGCCUCUCUUCGUCCACAUUCCUGGGCCCCGGGCUGGGAGGCAAGGGUGGCGAGCGGAGCGCGUACACUGCCUUCGGGAGAGACGCGGGGGUUGGCGGCCUGACUCAGGCUGGCUUUCUGCCCAGCGAGCUGGCCCUCAGCAGCCCCGGGCCACUGUCCCCGUCGGCCGUCAAGGGCGGCUCCCAGUAUUACUCCUCCUACCCCGGGCACGCUCGGCGGAGAGCCGCGGACAGCGGCCUGGACUCGCAGCCCAAGAAAGUCCGGAAGGGGCCUCCGGGCCUCCCGUCCUCGGUGUACCCACCCAGCUCAGGUGACGACUACGGCAGGGACGCCACUGCCUACCCGUCUGCCAAGACCCCUGGCAGCACCUACCCCUCUCCCUUCUACAUGGCAGAUGGCACCCUGCACCCCUCGGCUGAGCUCUGGAGCCCCUCGGGCCAGGCGGGCUUCGGGCCCAUGCUGGGUGGGGGCUCGUCCCCCCUGCCCCUCCCGCCAGGCGGUGGCAGCUCCGUGGGCAGUAGUGGCAGCGGGUUUGGCGGCUUGCACCAGCACGAGCGCCUGGGCUACCAGCUGCACGGCGCGGAGGUGAACGGCGGGCUCCCGGCCGUGGCUACCUUCUCCUCAGCCCCCGCGGCCGCCUACGGCAGCGUCUCCGGCCCCACACCCCCCGUCAGCGGGGCCGAUAGCCUCAUGGGCUCCCGCGGGACCACGGCCAGCAGCUCCGGGGACGCCCUUGGGAAGGCGCUGGCCUCGAUCUACUCCCCGGAUCACUCAAGCAAUAACUUCUCGUCCAGCCCCUCGACCCCCGUGGGCUCCCCCCAGGGCCUGGCAGGGACGUCGCAGUGGCCCCGAGCGGGAGCCCCUGGUGCCUUAUCGCCCAGCUACGACGGGGGUCUCCACAGCCUGAACAAGAUGGAGGACCACCUGGACGAGGCCAUCCACGUGCUGCGCAGCCACGCCGUGGGCACAGCGGGCGACGUGCACGGGCUGCUGCCCGGCCAUGGGGCGCUGGCCUCAGGCUUUGCCGGCCCUGUCAUGCCGCUGGGCGGGCGGCACGGCGGCCUGGUGGGAGGCAGCCACUCGGAGGACGGCCUUGCAGGCAGCGGCAGCCUCCUGCACAACCACGUGGCCCUGCCCAGCCAGCCCAGCGCCCUCCCCGACCUCCCUCGGCCGCCCGACGCCUACAGCGGGCUCGGGCGCGCGGGCGCCGCGUCGGGCGCCGGCGAGAUCAAGCGGGAGGAGAAGGAGGACGAGAACGCGUCGGCGGCCGACCCCGCGGAGGACGAGAAGAAGGAGCUGAAGCCGCCCCGGCCGCGCACCAGCCCGGACGAGGACGAGGACGACCUUCUCCCCCCAGAGCAGAAGGCUGAGCGGGAGAAGGAGCGCCGCGUGGCCAAUAACGCGCGGGAGCGGCUGCGGGUGCGCGACAUCAAUGAGGCUUUUAAGGAGCUGGGGCGCAUGUGCCAGCUGCACCUCAACAGCGAGAAGCCCCAGACCAAACUGCUCAUCCUGCACCAGGCCGUGUCGGUCAUCCUCACCCUGGAGCAGCAGGUGCGAGAGCGUAACCUGAAUCCCAAAGCCGCCUGCCUGAAGCGCCGAGAAGAGGAGAAGGUGUCGGGCGUGGUCGGAGACCCCCAGAUGGUGCUUUCGGCCGCCCACCCAGGCCUGAGCGAGGCCCACAACCCGGCCGGGCACAUGUGAAGGGGCCGCCGCCGAGGGACAAGUGCCCGACCUCGGUCCAGCCCGGGACGGUCACGCCGGGCGCCCGGUCUCCAUCCCCAACGUGGGCCGGACGGUCCGCUCACACGCCCGUGGGCAGCGUCGAGCCGACAGCGACCGGGAAGGCUGCGCGCGCCAGGGCUCUGGAGGUGACGCCGGCCCGGGAGCCUGUCCCCUCGGCCGUGCCCACCCCCAGGUCUCGGCCGGGAGUCGCCUGACGGAUCCUGAAACUGCGUCCCGGCCCUGCCUCCCAGGACGGGCCGAGAGGAACAUUUUUUUUGUAAACAAAACCGGAAAGCAAGCAAGAAAUACACACUUGGUCGGAAAAGAGAAAAAAUGCCUUAAGUAGGAAACGUGGCAGAGUCAGAACAUAUCACCCCCCGAGGGAGAUGCUGUGCGAACCUGGCUUGUUCUUCUGAAGCCACCAGCAAAUUGUGCCUACGCCUGAUAUUUUUUUUAAGGAAAAUAAAAAGAACAUUAGUUACGAGAUUUUUUUUUUUUUUUAAUGUAGAAGAUAAUUAGCGAGGAUGCCGCCUUUGGUCUCUUGGUUUUUUGUUUUUUUUUAGCUUCUUUUGCAUAUGUUUUGUAAGCAACAAAUUUUUUUGUAUAAAAGUCUCGUGUCUCUUGCUGUU
Molecule: messenger RNA, 3081 nt
Organism: Diceros bicornis minor
Lineage: Eukaryota; Metazoa; Chordata; Mammalia; Perissodactyla; Rhinocerotidae
Gene: TCF3
Product: transcription factor 3
Exons: 19
Coding region: 473-2431 (652 amino acids)
Biological process (GO): regulation of transcription by RNA polymerase II; immunoglobulin V(D)J recombination
Cellular component (GO): transcription regulator complex
Molecular function (GO): DNA-binding transcription factor activity, RNA polymerase II-specific; protein dimerization activity; RNA polymerase II cis-regulatory region sequence-specific DNA binding
Source: RefSeq, a predicted model, not a curated record